Messenger RNA from Panonychus citri (citrus red mite), 3974 nucleotides. Its product is annotated as probable serine/threonine-protein kinase DDB_G0282963. Gene Ontology annotation, molecular function: DNA-binding transcription factor activity, RNA polymerase II-specific; RNA polymerase II cis-regulatory region sequence-specific DNA binding. Bases 428 to 3274 code for a protein of 948 amino acids. Gene Ontology annotation, cellular component: nucleus. The record is from RefSeq and is a predicted model, not a curated record. Gene Ontology annotation, biological process: regulation of transcription by RNA polymerase II; neuron differentiation; cell development. NCBI's taxonomy places the organism in Eukaryota, Metazoa, Arthropoda, Arachnida, Trombidiformes, Tetranychidae. The transcript is spliced from 4 exons.
UGCGCAAUCUUUUUCGAGAAACUUUCACGUUCUAAGUUCGAGUUUGAACCUUUAACCGAGAGAUUUUGUUUCCCUCGAAUUUGCUUUUUAUCUGUGAACUUUUUUUUUCUCCACUUGUAUUAUCUUUUCUGUGGUUGAAUUAAUCUUUAUUACAAUUGGAAAAAGUUUUUUUCUCUCUCAAGAACGAACCAAAUUCAACAAAAUUAACAAAACAAUCAACAAAAACUUUCGACAAUUAAACUUGUCCAAAAGGGACAGUUAACUUUUCUCGAACAUUUUGUUCAAAUGAUGUUGAUCGAAAUCAUUUUCUCGAUCUGAAAACUGUUUACAAUUCAAUUGUGUCAUCUAAACAAUUAGUGAAUCAUCAUCAAGGUUUAUUCUUAGUAAUUAAUUAGUGGCCUGUUAAUUAAUCUAUUGAUCCAUCAGCAUGAUUCAUUCAUCGUUAUGUGUUAAAGGUCCAACCCCAAGUUAUGAGAUUAAAGAACCAACCGGAAGUAACUGGACACAUUUACCGCCCCCGGCGUGUUAUCCUUACGACGGAAGCAAUUGGACUCACAUUCCACCGCCAACUUGUUAUCCCUACGAUGGAAGCAUCUAUCCAACGUAUGGUAAUCGACACGGAGCCAUGGAAUCGGCGGCCAGGCGGAAAAACGCCACUCGAGAGACGACCAACACUCUGAAAUCGUGGCUCUAUGAGCACCGUAAGAAUCCCUAUCCAACCAAGGGUGAGAAAAUCAUGCUUGCAAUCAUAACCCAAAUGACAUUGACACAGGUGUCAACUUGGUUCGCAAAUGCCCGGCGGCGAUUGAAAAAGGAAAACAAAAUGACCUGGGAACCUCGAAGUAAAACAAAUGAAUCGGUUGAUAUUAAGGAUGAAAAAGGCUCAUUAAAUGGAGAUGAUAUUGACAAUAACCCGGAAGAUAUUGAUGCUGAUGAUGAAGAUGGAGAUGAAGAUGAUGAUGAGAUGAGUAUAUCUAUGGACAAUUGUGAUGAUAAUAAACAAAAAUCAAGGCAAAUUAAUGGAUCAGCUGAUUUACCUGGUAAUCUGGAUAAGUCAAGUUACCAAUCGGGUCUCAAUGAUCAUCAUCAUGACUUAACCUCACCAAUAUUGAGUAACAUUGAAGUUAAUGAAAGUAAAUUAGGAAUCAUUACCAAUCCACAUUCAUUUCAUCCUCAUCAUCAUCAUCAACUUCAUCCAUUAACACAUCUUAGCUCACAACAGCAUCAGCAGCAACAACAAUCAUUACCUCAUCAUCAUCAUCAUCAUCAACAGCAUCAUCUUGAACAGCAACACCAUCAACAAGAUCAAAUUGCACAACAACAUCAACAUUAUCAGACUCAUUUCAACUCAGGAAUAUCUCAUUUCCAUCCUCAUCACCACCCACAUCUUCCUACACACCCUUCACUUCACUCCCAGUCUCAUCCUCCACCACCUCUUUCUCAUCUUCUCCAUCCUCAUCAUCGAGCUUUAAUGACCACUGGUCAUCAUCAUAUCAAACAAGAAUCAAACAAUGAGAUAGACAUCAGAAGAUUUCAUGAUAAUCUUCACUUGACCUCCUCAUCCCUUCAAGAUGCUCAAAGGCCCAAAAUUUGGUCUUUGGCUCAAACGGCAACUUCAUCGAGUCCAUCUUAUGUCAACCGUGAUCCACUCACUUGGAAUCAUCCAAUUGAUGUGACAAGUGAUAAUCUAUCAUCAACUUCAACUCCAAAUUCAAAUAACAUUCAACCUUACGGACAAACUGACCCUUCAUCCCCAACAUCAACUGGACGUCAAUUGAUACAAAUAAAUUCAGAAUCAAAUGAAUCUCAACAAUCAUUAAAUCAAAACAAUUUGACUAAUGAUUCAACUCGACUUCCUUUAAUCAUCUCAUCAACAUCACCGGCACUUUCAUCAUCAUCAACCUCAUCAUUAUCAUCAAUAUCAUCUUCAUCAUCUAUUUCAACCUCUUCUAGUGUCCCCCUACCAAUAACCUUGACAACAACAACGACAACAACACCAACCUCAACAACUAAAACAACAACACCAUCAUCAUCAUCAUCAACAAUGUCACCAUCAAAAACGACAAUUGUUUCAUCAAAAUCAACCAAAUCCUGGAUUGAGAAUCCCAAUUGUGUUUAUAAUGUAAAUGGAUCAUCUUCCUCAUCUUCCUCCUCCUCCUCAUCAUCAACAACAGCACCAGACAAUAUUAUGAUUACCCCAACCGUUAUAACAAAUACAAUCAACCACAACCCACUCCCAGUGAGUCCAAUUUGCCCGGGAAAUGGUUCCCUUAUAAUUCAAAGCGAUAUAAAUAACGGUAAAAGUAAUAAUAAUGAUGAUGAUGUCGAUGAUAACAACAGGGAUGACAAUAGAGAUGAUAAUAGGUCAAUCAUGUUGGAUGUUAAAUUGAAAAAAGAUCAUCAAUCAAAGGGUCUACAAUAUUUAUCUCCCUCAAAUCAAUCCCACCUCCUCCUCCACCACCCUCAUCAUCAUCAUUCAGAAUUCACAUCACCUCAACAUCCUUUUUCAUCAUCAACGACAACAACAGCAUCUUUAGCAUCCUCAUUGUCCUCUACCUCCUCAACAUCAACCUCAAUAACACCAAUCAUACCCACCCCAUUCAGUAAUCAUCUUUAUCCUCAUUCUCAUCAUCCAUUUCAUCAUCAUCAUCAUCAUCAUCUUAAUGACCAAGGAACGCCUUCAACGCGUCUUUCAAACGCUCCUCAUGGUCCACGAUUAAGUUUACCUAUUGAUGGACAUCAUCAUCAUCAUCAUCAUCACCAUCUUCAGCAUUCUCACCCUGAAUCUCACCCAAUCUCUGUUAUCUCAGCAUUAAGAUCCACAUCCUCAUCUUCAUCUUCAUCAUCAUCACCCUCAUGUCCAGUUGAUAAUCUAAGUUCAUUUCCAUCAUUUACUGAUAACUUUUUGAAACAACAACGAACCAACACUUUUCUUGGUAAAGUAUUUUCCGAUUAUGUUUCCAGUUCCGGUCUUUGUGAGGUUCCAAUUGAAAUGCCAGCAUCAUGCCCAUCGGUAAGUUCAUCAUCAGCCUCAUCUUCACCAUCGACAACAAACACCAACAACAACACAACCAAUUUACACCAUAAUCACCACCCUCAUCCCUACACCACUAAUCCAGGUUCAAUCGGUGAAGAAUCAACAUCAAGUGAUAUUAAUCAAUCAACAUCUUCAACCUCAUCUUCAUCAUCUUCCCACCUUCAUCAUAAAAGACUUUUAACUUCAACAACAAAUGAAUCAACCUUCCAAUCCUGUGGACUUAUCUAUGGGAAUUAAAUCUAAGGCGAUUAUCAUCAUCAUCAUCGUCAUUCUCAUCCUUGAAUCAUCUUGAAAGUGUUUUCAUAAUCAAAGGGAGGGAAAUCUGAAAAUCUCUAUUCAAACACUUUUUUCAAUCUUCUCAAUAUUCAAGGAUGAGGACAAAACUCAGAGAUUUAAAAGCGAUACCUCUUAACAUUUACACCCACCAUCCACCACCCACUUUCCACCCACCGUGUUAAUAUUAUCCUCCAAUAUUAUUAUUACAAGGAAAACAAAAAGCUGACACUUUAUCCUCAUCUCUAAGUCAAAAAGCCAUUAAAAAACAUUAAACACUUCAACCUCGAGCUUAAAUAUCUUCUCGCAAGAAAAAUGGAUUAACCAAAAAAAUCAGAGAUUAACUUAAUCUCCAAUUUCCAAUAUAAACUCAAUUCAUGUAAUAUCUUCAUCUCUCUCUAUAUAUAUAUAAAUGUGUGUUUUAAUCUUAUUUUCAUCAUCAACUUAAUCAUCAUCCUCAUCAUGGUAAUCAAAUGAAUAAUCAGAUUCAUUGAUCAUUAUAUUAUAUAUUUAAUUCAGUAAAUGUUUGCUGUUAAUUUCAAUGUCAAAUGUUUAAAUUAACUUGCAAUUGUAAAUAUAACAAACAAUUGAUUAAAUGGACAAAGUGGAAUGUUAAUUGUUGUAAAUAAUUUGAUUUAAUUGCAGGUUAAUAAUUUACAAUAAA